CCCGUUUGGACUCGGACCCGCGAUAGGAUUGAUCUACGGCGUUUGCGCCCGCCCAUAUAUAACUUACGCAUGAGCCCUAGAAAGAGAGUCAGUGAUGCUGGUAGGGGAUAUGAAGCUGAUAGAUCGAGUCAAGCCUUCGGCCUCAGAGCCUGAAGCUCUGCGUCGUGCCUCGCUGUCAGUACGGGGAUACAUAGGCGUCUUCAGAACCGUGGUCGUGACCAGAGGGAAUGAACGGUCAAGAGCGCGCUGACCGAGGCGGACGUAUUGUAACCAACGAGUUCCGAGAUGGGGCGAAGCGCAUGUCGAGCAUCGAUCCAAAGUAUCAGUGCACCCAUCCAGACCUAUCCAGGCCGAACCCAAUCAUCCAAACGACCACGUUCGGAUUCAAGUCUAAGACAGAGUCACAAGCGCAAACCACCACAUUGCCCGCGAAUCUUCCAGCUCUUCAUCUCCUCUGAAAUCUCGGGAGCCCGCUGACUAUACGGAUGGGAUGGGCGAUGGUCGAAUCAAAGCAGAAUACAGUACCGCCGGCACGAAUGACUGGCCAGCCAGCCUAGUGCAGAGAAGGUAGGCGACGGGCGCAAGGCGUUACCUCUCUCGGACGAGGCAGAUCCGGGGAAACAAGCGUUGCCGAUGCGGGGUGAAGGCGAGGAUAAGUGUGGGAUGGGACGAGCUUGAAGAAGAUGGUCACGAAGUGGCCGGGUCCUCGAAGGGAGGAGAGCGGCAAACGAACCAAAGAACCACUGGCAAAGCGUAAGUAGAGUACGUGUCGAGAUCUCAAGGAUCCGGAGGCGUUAGAAGGCCUGUGUUGCGCUGUGCAGCCGCUUCCUAUUCCCCACUGCGCUGUGCAGCCUUCUGAGCCUGUAGAGACACUUUGCGCGCUGCGAAAGGCAAGAGAUCGGGCUCCCCAUGUUACCACCGUUCAAGUUUAGCCCAAGUCACCGAGGAACGAUUGUGGGUCCAUCCGAGCAUCUUU
This is a messenger RNA of Stereum hirsutum FP-91666 SS1, 976 nucleotides long. RefSeq lists its product as uncharacterized. NCBI's taxonomy places the organism in Eukaryota, Fungi, Basidiomycota, Agaricomycetes, Russulales, Stereaceae. Bases 228 to 458 code for a protein of 76 amino acids. The record is from RefSeq and is a predicted model, not a curated record. The transcript has 6 exons.